This is a messenger RNA of Folsomia candida, 3162 nucleotides long. RefSeq lists its product as uncharacterized. The record is from RefSeq and is a predicted model, not a curated record. The transcript is spliced from 9 exons. Bases 203 to 1816 code for a protein of 537 amino acids. NCBI's taxonomy places the organism in Eukaryota, Metazoa, Arthropoda, Collembola, Entomobryomorpha, Isotomidae.
CUCGAGCGAGCGAGGAGACCCACUUUACUUUCACCCACUUUCUCUACAACACUACUUUCACUCAGCAACAUCUCACUCCCAGCCCUGCUCCCACUUACCCACUUCCCGUUUCUCUGGCUUGAGACGCAAAGCUACCAUCAUUGCGUAUUUCAAAUUCGUACUAUGAAGCUCACAAGAGAACUCUUAUCAGGCAUUUUCUAGCAUGUUUUCUCAGUUGUUGUUAACGUGUUCAGUUUUCGUUUCGCUUAGUUUUUGUGGUGACCCUGAAGGCACACCUUCUGGCGGCAGUGAUCUUUUUGUCAGCCAGUACUACAAAGAACACCAAAUCCGGACUGAGCAGCUUUGUCCGGACCUGCAGGAAUCCCCGGCUGGAAGGGACAUCGACACUGCCAACUAUCCCUACAAAUCAGUUUUCAAAUUGGCUGAUCAAGUGUGGAGGACGGCGGACCCUUGCGUGUUCGACACGCCCUCCCGAGGCCCAAGAAAUCAGUUCACUACGCUAGUAAUCAAAGCAAUCCAGGGUGAGAAUCAGCCAUGGAACUACUCAGGAGCGCAACCCUGUCCAGAACAUAUCAAGUUGAGGAUACCAAGUCGUAGAAUCUUUUCACGAACGGGGAUGCCCCUCUGCACCGUUCCGAAGCCACCAAACCCAGCGAAACUGUUCCAAGGCCCGUACUACAAUCCGCAUGUGUGGCAGCUAACCAGGCAAAAAAUGGGCUUGUCUUUCGCCCUGUAUGAAAAUGAGACGAUUGGACAGAUGAAGGACGAUGAAGACGGGGGAAAUGAAGCCAACAACGAGAUUGGGGCACAACCAAACAACGGCUUUGUGGUCACCAAUGCUGCAAAACUUCCAAAAUUUGUGCAUAUCGUGUUCGCCCUUUUGAUUGGGGAAACUUGCAACCUGAGAGUGCAACAGUACAUUGUGGAUCCGUCGCGGAGAGCGUGCAAUGCAUCCCUGGGUCGAAUGUAUGCACUGUGUGGGAUGUACCACUGCAAGGAGGAGGAGCGGAUAAUGCAACAGGCAGGAUUUGGGAUGAAUGGUGCGAUGCAUCUCAGCGAAAAGUACAAGUUGAUUGACUUUCUUCGCACCAAACAGUUUCGACAUUCCUCGGAAACAUCCAUUGUCGACUUUUUCAUCAACUUGAUGAGACUCUUGAUCAUGCCGAUGGUCUUCUUCGUCGCCUACUAUGUCACGAGACAGUUGAGAGAAAAAUUGAUCAGCAGACAGCUGCCGCUCCCAAGCCAGUCUACAACACAACCCAGCGUUCAUCAUCGUGGGGGAACUAUUGGAGGGGGAGGACGAGUUGGCGUAAGUUCCGUCGUGAUCUUGGACAGUCCUACGUCUUCGAGAAGGACACGACUGGAGGACCCACCACCACCCUACGACAGCAUCAUCACCCCGCCAACUUAUGUGGAGGCAACCACACAAAAGAUUCAGAUCAUGUCCCCGUCAACGUCAUUUCCACCACCGUUUUCCGGUGGAAUUACCACCACCACCAACCAAACUUCUUCGGUUCAAAGAACUCAAGGAGAUGAAAUCGUGCUAGAGCAGUCUGAGAUCAGGAUGGCUGAGGGCCUCGCAGAGGUGGAAGUGCCCAAUUCUCAAGCAUCCCCUACUCCUCCUCCCCCAGGGGAAGUAAUAAUUGUCCCCGUCGAAAGUGAGAGCAAUAAUGACAAUGGCCCCGAAGUAGUUGAUCAAGAGAGUGAUGCAGUUCAUCCGACCCACCUGCCACCAAUCACCGCCCCUCCUCCAACCCCUCCUCCACAAAAAACGCAAGAAUUUGACGCUACUCUGGAAAAUGAGAUUACGAAUUGAAUUCUACUUGAUGACGAUUGAAAUUAUUCCAUGUUCUCCAAGCAAUCGAAAGCUUCCAAUCAAUAAUAACGCCUACAAACAUAUAUCUCUGCAUUGCAUAUUAUGGCUGCAUUUACGAAUAUCAUGGAUCAAGGCGUAAUUACUUGCAAUGGAACCUUUUUUCAAGCUACACCGGGAUUUUCAAGCAAGUUAUGUCAAAAAAUCAAGCCAAAAAUUAGGAGUCACAUAACAUUUAUCUUUUCGGUGAAUGACCCCUUUGAAGAAAAAUACUGGGGGCAAUGUUCACGCGGCCGCCUUGUUUUCGCCCCGUGGAGAGAAAAGUAACUCGAAAAUAGAACUUUGCCGCCAAUAUAUUUCUUCAAAAGGGUUAUUCAAUGGAAGGAUAAGCGUCAUGAUUCCUAAUUUUUGGCUUGACUUUUUGAUAUAACUCGUUAGAUAAUCCCGGUGUAGCUUGAAGAAAGGUUCCAUUGUUUAUUAGAUGCACUUAUUCUUGAAUACAUUUUAUUUUGACGACGGAAUAAAUUUUAAUAAAAUAAAUUUCACGAUUACGCCUGAUGCUCAACAUCACAUAUUUAUACGCAUGUGUUUGGUGCAUUUAUUUGUACUUGAUUUCGAAAAUUUAGCCACCCAUGAUAUGAGUUAUUAUUAUAUCCCUUGCAUGAACGGAACACCUAAAUAGUAAGUGAAUGGAGGAUGAAAAUAAACCAGGUCAGAUUGCGAACAAUGGGCGGAGGCAGAACAAUGUGAAGCAUGAGCUGUAAGUCUAAACAAACGAUGUCCAUCGACCCAGGAUGACCCAAACACAAUUGGACUGUACUCUUCUCAGGAACCGUUCACCACUUCCUUGUUGACGUUAAAUGUUCUUGGCUGCUCUCAACAUUUAGACCACUCCCCAAGUGCGCUUCACUCAAGAUACAUCCCUACCCGUCACCUCUGCCAAUAUGAAGGUAUUCCUUCUCGUCCUUUUUCUGGCCCUUGCCUGUCAUGCUAAUCGCUACCAGACGUCGGAUGUCAACUGUGCCGGAGAGUACAUGAAGUGCAUGGAGGUGGAAAGCCUGACGCAACCGGUGACGGCCAGCAGACGUUGCAAGGACAGGAUUCGUGGAAUGGACAUCUGUGCCCCUCACGCAGGAAAUCCACAGGUUGGAGCUCCACCCCCCGGAAUGGAGGACUGUGGUCCCGGACACGGUGGAAACGAUUGCUAAUUCCGCGUGCUCAUUCACAACCACUUCGACGUCUUCAAAAUUCGAUACCUCUGUUCAACUCAAACCUCUGUCUCAAUCUGUUUUAUAUGUAUUUUAUUUAUGAUUCGGCCUCAAUAAUAAACUCAUGAUAAUUUGCUGUUG